Molecule: messenger RNA, 1664 nt
Organism: Trichoplusia ni (cabbage looper)
Lineage: Eukaryota; Metazoa; Arthropoda; Insecta; Lepidoptera; Noctuidae
Product: cytochrome P450 6a2-like
Exons: 1
Coding region: 29-1519 (496 amino acids)
Molecular function (GO): oxidoreductase activity, acting on paired donors, with incorporation or reduction of molecular oxygen; iron ion binding; monooxygenase activity
Source: RefSeq, a predicted model, not a curated record
AAUUUUUGAGUUGCACUCUGACAUAAAAAUGUUGAUUCAACUUAUUCUAGUAAUUUUAUCAUUAGCGUUGAUACUUUUGUAUCAAGUAGGAAGAUACAAUGAAAGUUAUUGGAAAAAGCGUGGAGUCAAGUUUCCCAGCCAAAACAGAGUUUUUGGUCCGUUUGCGGCGUUCUUCACGUCGAAACGUGCCAUGUUUGAAUGUUUUGGUGAUCUGUACCAAAAGUAUAGAAAUGAACCUGUUGUUGGCAUAGGAAACCUCUUCACUCCAUCUUUGUUCGUGAUAAAUCCAAAGAACGUGCAACACGUCUUAAGCUUGGACUUCAGCUCUUUCAAUCACAGAGGCUUCGAGAGCGAGAAGGACACAUUUACGGACCACAUCUUAUUCAUGACUGGCAACAGAUGGAAGCUGAUGCGACAGAAGAUGACACCACUAUUCACAACCAAUAAGCUGAAGAGCAUGUUCUAUAUUAUGGACAAAUGCGCACAAGAUUUGGUGGGUUUCUUAGACGAGAACCCAAAGACAUUGCAAGGAAAUUUAUCCGACACUCUAAACAUUUUCUGCAAUGCUGCCGUGUGUAGUGCUAUAUUCGGAAUCGGACAAAAAUCAACAUUUGAUUCACCUUUCCUGAAAAUGUCUAGAGGACUCUCAGUGGGAAAUUGGAAGAUAGCUAUACAGUUUGCAAUUAUUCAAACUAGUCCUAGAUUAGCAAAACUAUUGGGAAUACAAUUCGGCAAGGAUUAUGAAAAAUUCUUUGUUGAUGCCAUUACUCAAGUCACCCAGAAAAGAGAAGAAGAAAACAUUCCGCAUCAUGAUUUCGCCGACCUAGCCGCAAAACUGAGAAAAAGUGGAACCAUGAGAGAUGAUAAGACGGGUUGCGAAUUGGAACCGACAUACGGACUUCUAGCAGCUCAAGCCUCCUUCUACUUCAUAGCGGGAGUUGAAACCAAUGCAAACGCUAUAUUCAAUACACUUGUUGUGCUAUGCAAACAUCCGGAUAUUUUGGACAGAGUUUACCGAGAAGUCGACGAACAUUUUGAAAAAUCUAACAAUGAAAUCACUUACGAUGUGGUUACUGAAAUGACAUAUUUGGAUAAGGUGCUAAGUGAGUCCUUGAGGAUGUACCCUCCUGUGGGAUACUUGACUAGAAUGUGCAUCGAGGAUUCAGUGUUACCUGUCGGUGAUGUCAAGGUAGAGAAAGGAACGAAAAUGUACACUCCGAUAUACCAAAUCCAUCACGACCCAGAAUUGUAUAAAGAUCCUGAAGUAUUUGACCCUGAAAGAUUCGCCAAAGACAGGGCACCUAACGACGACAUAUAUUUGCCUUUUGGCAUGGGCAACAGGGUGUGCAUCGGUGCAAGAUACUCAAGACUGCAAAUCAUGGCUGGACUGGUUCACCUGUUACGCAAUUACCAGAUUAGUUUGAUAGAAACUGGCAAAAUGAAUUUCAAGGCAGAUAUUAUGAACGUUAGGCUGAAUAAUGUGGACAUUAAACUCACCCGCAGAAACAUCAAGACAUAAAGUGAUAAAUAAUAUUGUAACUUCAAACAAAAGACAAUGAACCUCGAACUGAUGAAUUAAUGGAUGUGUUUUAUCUGUUAUUUUAUGUAAUUAUUAAUGAUAUUAUAAUAUAUUGUUCGAAAUGAAAUGAUCGAUACAAAUUAUA